Molecule: messenger RNA, 486 nt
Organism: Mesorhabditis spiculigera
Lineage: Eukaryota; Metazoa; Nematoda; Chromadorea; Rhabditida; Rhabditidae
Source: the annotation of a GenBank genome assembly
AUGAGUCGAACAGAGCAAUCGCCGGCCACUGCGCCGGUUCUUUCACUUCGCAAAGCCAUCUAUCGCGCAGCCCAUGAUUACAAGGGCGGUGUCACUGCCUUGGCACUCGACAUGGUGAUGGACUACGACAGUCUGCAGAAAAAGGUUAAGCACGACUUUGAACAGCGCUGGCUGGAUCCUGAUGAGCUUGAAGAGCUGAUCCGGCUGACAGGCAGUCCUUUGCUGCUGGAUGCGCUCAUGCGACCCGCCGGUAUGGUUUGGUAUAAGCCUGAAGCAGCGGCACCGACCAAGGCAGCGUUGCUUGCCGUCAGCAAGGUGCUGCAUGAAACUGGGCUGUUUGUUUCGAGCAUGCACGACGGUGCAGCCGACAAUAUAUGGGAGCCGCAUGAAGUCCAGCUGUUGGAGAAACACGGUGCCGAUGUGAUCCGUGCUGUGCUGGGUAUCAUGGCCGGCGCACGCGAAGCUAUGGAGGCGCCCGAUCAUGAC